AAUGAAAUAACACCACAAACAAAGGGUAAACUUAAUAAAAAUUUCUAGGGAUAUCCAAUUGAUGAGCCUGUUUUAUAAGCUGUGAUGAGUGUAGCUUAAAUAUAAAACCUAUAUCCAAAAAUGGCUGAUUUCAAUAAAGCAAUUAAUCUUAAUUCAAUAUCAAAAAAAGCAAUAUUUUUGAUAUUGAGAAGUGCAAGUUUAGAUAAUAUUCAUAAAGGAAUGAAAUAUGGAGUAUGGACUAGGUAACAUAUUCAAAUAAAUUUUAUAGUACUCCAAAAUCAAAUGCAAGGAUUGAUGAGUUAUUUAAGGAAUCAGAGGAAGUUUACUUAAUUUAUUCAGUUGUAGGCACAAAAGCCUUUUAAGCUUGUGCUAAAUUACUUGGCCCUUUUGAUCCAACAGCUACAUUUCUUUAUUGGGAUGAACCUUUGAAAUGGUUUGGCUCAUUUUAAAUUAAAUGCGUAUUUGCAAUAUCUUAAAUUAGUUAUUCUUGAACGAGUUAAAAUAAAAAACACUCGAUGAAAAAUAACCAGCACAUCUAGGUUCAAUAGUUUUAACAGAACAAACCGAUUGUACUGAAAUUACAAAUGGAUUGGGAAUAUUUGUACUUUAAUGUUUUAAAGAUUAAUAAGAAGAUGAAACAAAUGUUAAUAUCUUGUUAUAAUAAUUUUAAAAUAUGGAUAGAAGAGAAGUAUAUUUAAAUAUUAAAAUAAGGAUUAAAUAAAAUAAUAAAGAGAUCUUGAUUAAAAUUUCUUAACCCAACAAUCUCAUGAGUAAUAAUUAUUUGAAAAAUCUCCAUUUGAAUACAAAAAUUAUCACAAGAGAUAAAAUUAACAUAGAUGGUAGACUAAAUAGGCUGAUCAAAUGAUGUACAUGCGAGGUAUUUAUUAAUCAUAUUAUUUUCUUAGCCUAUUAUUCUGCUAAUUAAUAAUAUGCAGGGUCACAGUAUUAAGGCUAAAAUUAAUAAAUGUAUAAGUAAUAUAUAUUUUGAUAUUAAAGAAAUGAUAAUAAACAAUAGUACAAUAAUUAUGAUUAUCAAUAAUAUUACUAUCCAUAAUAAUAAUAAUAAUAUCAAUAAAAUAAUAACUAAUACAAAUAUGGAUAUGAUUAAUAAUAAUAUAAUUAAAAUCCUAAUUAUUAAAGAUAACCAUAAAAAUAUUAAAAGAAAUAUUAUAAUAAUUAUCAAUAAAAUAAUUUCUAAUAAAAUAAUUAUCAUCAAAAUAAUUACUAAUAAAAUAAUUAUCAGUAAACUAAUAAUUAUUAAGCCAAUAACCAAAAAUAUUAAAAAUACAAUGAUGAAUAGACUGUAAAUAACUAAGACCAAUAGUUUUGA
Molecule: messenger RNA, 1330 nt
Organism: Paramecium pentaurelia
Lineage: Eukaryota; Ciliophora; Oligohymenophorea; Peniculida; Parameciidae
Source: the annotation of a GenBank genome assembly